UCUGAGGCCGCCCGACUAGCAAUGCUCUCCCGACAAAAGGGCUGAGCAGCAGCCUGCGAUAUCCGCUGCGCUCCCGAGAGGUCGGUCGGUCGACACAGCCUUCGGACAGCGGUCUUGGUUUUUUUUUUUUUAAGGGGGGGUGGGUGGUGGGGAGUUGAAACUGCCGGCGAUGUGUGUGCAUGCAUCCUCCUGCACAAAGGCAGACCUUUCUCCGAGUGCUGCUGCCUCCACUGGAUUACAUUCAUCCUCGCUGUUUCCAAGGAAGCUUCCAGCUGCAAAUCCACCCACAUGAAUCUGCCAGACAGUAAAGAAGACGGAGCACUUCCUACCAAGAGUGCCUACCCCUGUUGAGCGAAGCCCUGCCCCCCUCGUAUCUCCGUCAUCUCCGACCAAAACCGCGGUGGUGCCAUGACUCUGCCCAAGACAGGUGGAGUUCUGGCCCAGUCCAGGAGGCCUAUCCUGGGGCUCUGCCUUAGCCCAUCUUCCCUGUGUCUGCUGCUGCCUUUGAUUGUCCUGCUAACCAGACCUUUAAGCAGCGUGUGUGGAGCACUAGCUCCCCCAAAGUUCACCAAGAUUCCCACAGACCAGAUCGGAGUGUCAGGGGGUGUGGCAUCAUUUGUGUGCCAGGCCACUGGCAAUCCCAAGCCUGUCGUCUACUGGAAUAAGAAGGGCAAGAAGGUCAACUCCCAGCGUAUCGAGACUGUCGAGUUUGAUGAGGGUGCAGGUGCUGUGCUGAGGAUCCAACCGCUCAGAGCACCCCGAGAUGAGAACAUCUACGAGUGUGUUGCACGCAACAGUGAAGGAGAGGUGUCUGUCACUGCAAAGCUGGCCAUUAUCAGAGAGGACCUGUUGCCAUUUGGCUUCCCCAGUAUAGACAUGGGGCCCCAGCUGAAGGUGGUGGAGCGGACCAAGACAGCCACUAUGCUGUGCGCCGCCAGUGGCAUCCCUGAUCCAGAGAUCUCCUGGUUCAAAGACUACCUGCCUGUGGAUCCCAGCAGCAGCCAGGGUCGGAUCAAACAGCUUCGAUCAGGAGCAUUACAGAUCGAGAACAGCGAGGAAACAGACCAAGGGAAGUACGAGUGUGUGGCCACCAACUCUCAAGGCGUGCGCUACUCCUCUCCCGCAAACCUAUACGUGCGAGGAGCGACAGACACAUUGCGCCGUGUGCCCCCUCGUUUCUCCAUCCUCCCCUCCAACCACGAGAUCAUGCCGGGAGGGAGCGUCAACAUCACCUGCGUGGCCGUGGGUUCGCCCAUGCCUUACGUCAAGUGGAUGCUCGGCAACGAGGACCUGACCCCUGAGGAUGAAAUGCCGAUUGGACGGAACGUGCUCGAGCUAAAUGGUGUCCGGGAGUCUGCAAACUACACCUGUGUGGCCAUGAGUAGCCUGGGUAUCAUUGAGGCCACGGCUCAGGUGUUAGUCAAGACUUUACCAAAGCCUCCCGGCACACCCAUCGUCACGGAGACCACCGCCACCAGCGUGACCAUCACCUGGGACUCUGGCAAUCCCGACCCCGUCUCCUACUACAUCAUCCAGUACCGCGCUAAAGGGCCUGAGAGCAAGUACGAGACGGUGGACAGCAUCACCACCACCCGCUACAGCAUCGGCGGGCUGUACCCCAACACCGAGUACGAGAUCCGAGUGUCGGCCUUCAACAGCAUUGGCCAGGGCCCGCCGUCGACCCGCGUGGAGGCUCGCACGGGAGAGCAAGCCCCCGCCAGCCCUCCGCGAAACGUUCAGGCCCACAUUAUCUCUGAGAACACUGUGAUGGUCCGCUGGGAGGAACCAGAGGAGCCCAAUGGACAGGUGAAAGGCUAUCGGGUGUACUACACCAUGGACCCGUCCAGGCCCAUGAAUGAGUGGCAGAUCCACAACGUCCAGGACAGCGUGAUCACCACCAUCCAGAACCUCGUCACCUCAGAGACCUACACCAUCCAGGUCCUCGCCUUCACCUCUGUCGGGGACGGACCCUUCUCAGACCCCGUCCACGUUAAAGUCAUUCGUGGAGUCCCUGGCCAACCAGGCAAGUUUAAAGUCGGUAGGGUGACAGACACCAGCAUUGAACUGACCUGGGAACCUGCCUACACCAAGGAGAAAAUUGUCAACUAUGAGCUGCUCUACAAACCUGUCAAGUUUGGCAGUUUGGAGAAGCUGACCUUCGGGCCGAGGAAUUCGUACAACGUGGAGGGCCUGAAAGCGAACACUGAGUACUCCUUCUCUCUGGCCGCCAUCUCAAACAAAGGCAUCGGAGCUUUCACUAAUGAACUGGUGCAGAGGACGUCACAAGCCAAGCCCUCAGCUCCACCAGAGGGUGUGUCCUGCGAGAGUGCCAGCUCCACCUCGCUGAGAGUAAGUUGGAGGCCACCUCCAAGAGAGGGCCAGAAUGGCGAGUUGGCAGGUUAUGAGCUGAGAUACCAGAGAGUUUCUGGGGCAGGAGGCGGAGGUCAGGGCCUGGAGGCAAAAGGGCUUCCUAUCGCAGCCCAGCAAGGGCAGACUUUGGUAGAGGGGCUGGAGAAGUGGAGCUGGUACAACAUCACCAUGGCAGCCUCCACUGCUGAGGGGACUGGACCCGGCAGCCCAGCUGUGCUCUGCAGAACAGAUGAGGACGUUCCCGGCGCAGCCCCUCGUCAGGUGGACGUCCAGCCACUCAACUCCUCAGCACUUCGAGUCACAUGGCGGUCGGUGUUGCCACGGUUACGGCAAGGCCAGGUCCGCGGCUACCAGGUGCAUUUCAGCCGUGCAGAGAACGGUGAAUCACGCAACCUUCCCCGGAUCAAAGACCUCUUAUUGGAUGAGUCUCAGAUGGAGGAGGAUGACUCGACUCAAUACGAGCUGAUUUUGGGAGGUUUGAAAGCAGAGACUUUAUACUCUGUCUCCGUGGCAGCGUACACCACCAAAGGGGACGGAGCACACAGCAAAGCCAGGCUGGUGCAGACCCCUGGGAUUGUGCCCGGCCCCCCCUCUCUUUGGGUGCGUCCAGGAUCGGGUCCAUCAGUAGUGGUGCGGUGGGCUCCUCCGCUGGAGUGCUCUGAGUCAGGUUCUGAUAGCCGGGGGCCCCCGCUGGAAAUCCAGGGCUACCGCCUACAGUUUGGCCUCAAGAAUACCUCUUUAGACACCACAGUGGAUUUCACAAAUCGUGAGAAAAACUUCACUGUCAGAGACCUUUCCCCAGGCUCCUCCUACGUGUUUGUCCUUUCCGCAAAAAGCCGAGCAGGCUACGGAGAUGUAGUGCAGCAGGAAAUAGCAGUUCCCAUGUUUCCACCCUCGGGAUACCCCAAAAUAUCUGACUUCGUUAAUGCCACUUGCUGCUCCCUGCAGUUCUCCUGGCUGGCCCCUGCCCCAGAAGAGUGCAACGGUGUCAUUACAGAGUACACUAUAGCUUACAAGGAGACUGCAAGCCCCAAACCCUCUGCUAACCCGGGCCCUUCCGCCUUACCAGCCCCCUCUGCUCCCCCAUGGCUGAUCACACUACCAGCGAGUGAGUCCAGCUACACCAUCCUGGGCCUCAAUCACAGCACAGCCUACGAGGUGCAGCUCAGAGCCCACAACAAGGCAGGGCCGGGCCCCUUCAGCCCCCCUCUGGUGUGCCUCACCCUGGCCUUGGAAACAGAUGUGCCGAGGAAUUUUUCAGUCAACCUGGCCACUAAGACCAGUGUUCUUCUGACCUGGGAGUUUCCAGAGACCAGCAACUCCUACCGCUUUACUGUGGAGUAUAACCGCCAAAAGAUGGAGGUGGACGCUCGCCUGAGGAAGGCAGUCAUCCCAAACCUUCAGCCUGACACCAGCUACGACUUUAAAAUCACUGCACCUGAGGGCAACAUGGGAGGCCUUCGCCACCGCAUCACCGCCAAGACAUCCCCACCCAUCACCGUCCGCCGCCCUGAGAUUGACCACACCCGUGAAACCGAAACCACCGUCACUAUCAUCUUGCCAUCGCUGGAAACACGGACUCCUGUCAAGAAUGUUUAUGUUGUUGUGGUUCCGCUGCGGAGAGCCCGCGGCGUCAUCAGACACCUCAAGAGCCCAGAUGAAAUGGACCUAGAGGAGCUGUUAAAAGAUAUCAGUCAAAGACAGAGGGAUUCUCGACAGCAGAAGCAGGUGGACCUGCGUCGGGCUUACAUCACAGCCCGUUUCACACCUGCCACCCUACCAGCCUUCUUCACCCUCGGGGACCAGCUGGACUACGGAGGCUUCGAGAACCGAGCUCUGGAGUCGGGGCAGGAGUACGUCUUCUUCAUCCUGGCAGAGCUGAAUUCCACAACCGGGAAGAUGUACGUGGCCAGCCCUUACACAGACCCGGUGAUUGCGCCAGACUCGGACCCUCAGCCCUUCGAUGCAGGCGAUGGGCUGAUCUGGGUGGUCGGACCUGUCCUGGCUGUGGUCUUCAUCAUCUGCAUCGUUAUCGCUAUUCUCCUUUAUAAAAACAAACCUGACAGUAAGCGCAAAGACUCGGAACCCGGAACCAAGAGUCUUCUGAGCAACGCGGAGAUGAUGGCCCAUCACCCCACAGACCCCGUGGAGAUGAGGCGCAUCAACUUCCAGACUCCUGGAAUGAUGAGCCAUCCUCCCAUCCCCAUCAGCGAGCUGGCUGAGCACAUAGAGCUGCUGAAAGCCAACGACAACCUGAGACUCUCCCAGGAGUACGAGUCAAUCGACCCGAGUCAGCAGUUCACCUGGGAACACUCCAACCUGGAGGUUAACAAGCCCAAAAACCGCUACGCCAACGUCAUCGCGUACGACCACACCAGAGUCAUCCUGGCGCCCAUAGAAGGUAUCCUGGGGAGCGACUACAUCAACGCCAACUACAUUGAUGGCUACAGGAAGCAGAAUGCCUACAUUGCUACCCAGGGGCCGCUGGCGGAGACGUUUGGGGAUUUCUGGAGGAUGGUGUGGGAGCAGCGGGCCGCCUCUGUCGUCAUGAUGACACGUCUGGAGGAGAAAUCACGGAUAAAGUGUGAUCAAUACUGGCCAAGCCGCGGCACCGAGACAUACGGGAUGAUCCAGGUCACGCUGCUGGACACAAUGGAGCUGGCCACCUUCUGCGUUCGCACCUUCUCCCUGCAUAAGAGUGGAAGCAGUGAGAGGAGAGAGGUGCGUCAGUUCCAGUUCACGGCUUGGCCCGAUCACGGCGUGCCAGAGUAUCCGACCCCCUUCCUCAACUUCCUCCGCAGGGUCAAAGCCUGCAACCCUCCCGAUGCCGGACCCAUCAUUGCUCACUGCAGUGCUGGCGUUGGUCGCACCGGAUGUUUUAUCGUCAUCGAUGCAAUGCUGGAGCGCAUUCGACAUGAGCGCACUGUGGACAUCUACGGCCAUGUGACCCUGAUGCGCUCACAAAGGAACUAUAUGGUGCAAACGGAGGAUCAAUACAGCUUCAUCCACGAGGCCCUGCUGGAGGCCGUGGCCUGCGGGAACACUGAAGUGGCUGCCAGGAGUCUGUACUCCUACAUGCAGAAGCUGUCAAAGGUGGAGAGCGGGGAGCAUGUCACCGGCAUGGAGCUGGAGUUUAAGCGGCUGGCUAACACCAAAGCCCACACGUCCCGGUUCGUCACAGCCAACCUGCCUUGCAACAAAUUCAAGAACCGACUGGUCAACAUCAUGCCCUAUGAAACCACUCGCGUGUGUCUCCAGCCAAUCAGAGGCCUGGAGGGCUCCGACUACAUCAAUGCCAGUUACAUAGAUGGAUACAGGCAGCAGAGAGGCUACAUUGCCACCCAGGGUCCACUGGCUGAGACUACAGAGGACUUCUGGAGGAUGCUGUGGGAACACAACUCCACCAUAGUGGUCAUGCUGACCAAGCUGAGAGAAAUGGGACGGGAGAAGUGUCACCAGUACUGGCCCGCCGAGCGCUCAGCCAGGUAUCAGUACUUCGUGGUGGACCCCAUGGCGGAGUACAACAUGCCUCAGUACAUCCUCCGGGAGUUCAAAGUUACAGAUGCCAGGGAUGGCCAAUCACGAACAGUGCGUCAGUUCCAGUUCACUGAUUGGCCAGAGCAAGGCGUGCCCAAAUCUGGGGAGGGCUUCAUCGAUUUCAUUGGCCAAGUGCACAAAACCAAGGAGCAGUUUGGCCAGGACGGACCAAUCAGCGUUCACUGCAGUGCUGGCGUUGGGCGGACAGGUGUCUUCAUCACUCUGAGUAUUGUCCUGGAGAGGAUGCGUUACGAAGGGGCAGUGGACAUCUUCCAAACUGUCAAAAUGCUGCGCACACAGAGACCAGCCAUGGUGCAGACUGAGGAUGAGUAUCAGUUCUGCUACCAGGCCGCUCUGGAGUACCUGGGUAGCUUUGACCACUAUGCAACGUAAGAGACGACACCACCAUCCAUCCAUCUUUCUGCUUCGAGGUCCACAAACAAACCAACACGCGACACAAGAGAAAGACGGCCUGAAAUAAUAGCGUGAAUAUUGAACCUUUUUUUUUUUUCCCGGGAGCAAGACGAAUUCUACACCAACUACGACAACAAGCGACACAAAAAAAAAAAGAAAAAAGCAACAACAAAAAAAAAGAAACAGCAACAACAACAACAACAACAGCACUCACGUUCAUCGGGAGCUUCCCUGAGGAGCUGGUGGGUGUGGAGACUAUCCAUGUGUAAUCCAUAUACUUACCUCAGUGUUCCAGUGUGAAGGACGUAUAAUACAUGUGUGUUGUGGUCAGCUAUCUCCAAUAUGAACCAGUGAAAUACAAAAUGGAUUCUGAACAGGAAUUAUGAUACUCUAUGUGUAUAAAAUACAAAAUGAUUUGAAAAAAAGAAACAAAAAAAGAAAAAAAAAGCACACACAAAGAGCCUGGAUAUUUGCUGCACCCUAAAUGGGCUUUUUAUCCUCAACUUUGUAUCUAUUGGUUUGGUGUACUGAAGGCGUUACAAAGUGCAAAAGGUGAACAUUUCUAUGUGUCUGUGAGUCUCUUUCAAAGGUGUCUACUGCUGACUGUAGUUUGAAGCAAAAGCUCAUCUUUUAGCGCCUCAGCAGAAGCCUACAGUUUGGACUCACCACCCUGAGGACUGUUGGAGAAGCAUGUGGAUGCUCAUUUACCCAAUGCACAGUGCCAAGAGAAACCCUGCAGCGUGAACUGUGGCCUAUAAGGAGAGAUGGCUCCUUCUGUCAUCCAGCAUAACACAAAGUCAGACUAGAGACCGCUCUUUAAAAAAAACAACAAAAAAAAAAACAAAAAGGUCAAGGAUCAGUUCACACCCUGAGUCUCGUCCUCACUGAGUAACAGCUGGCCUCAGAGCAGCGAUUAGGUCCCACCACUCCCCUGAACCGGGCUGAGACUUGUAGUCCAGCGCAGACUUCAUUUAACAAAGCUUGCUUGCUAUUUGCUGUAGUCCUUGUUCAUCCUCCAGCUCCGCUCCUCUUGAUGUCAGUCCCAUUGUGUCAGUACAGCAGUGGCUUAUUGAAAGAGAUGCUAAUGAGAGAACUGAGCUCCAGUCGGUUUUCUUUCUCUCGCGGCCCGUUUCUGUAGAUCUUUCUGUGUGUUUUUACUGUACGUCUUUGCCUUAUGCUGACUUUUUAUUUCGUUUUUUCUUGUGUUUUAACAUGCUGCUUAAUGCUCAUGCAUUGUGUGCUGAACUUUUAAUUGUCAUACAUCAUCUCCUCUCGAGGAUGAAAGUUGUUUCCUGAUCAUCUUCCUUCCUCUGAAGCUUCCCUACUUGAAUUGCACCACUUUGCAGUUAAAUCCUUCUUAUAUUUUUACUAGGUAAGGCUACUGGCAGUGAAAGAUAAUGAGAGAAAUCCAGAAAAUAUUCAGAGCUAGCGGGGAUAUCGCUCACUUUCAACAGUCCUCUCUCUUUCUCUCUCCCUUUCUCCCGCCUCCAUAUAAACCCCAUUAAAAUCUUCUCUGUUCCCUAAAUCCCACUGUACAGAACAUCCCGACUUUACCAAUUGAUGUUUUCCCCUCCGUCUAACUCCAGUACAACUGCACAAGUCCUUGAUAUCGGUGUAAAUCUUUUCUUAAUUUGACAUAUAAUCAUAAUUGGUCCCGCGUGGUGAUUAACGAGCACAGCGAUGUUGCAGUGUACCAGACAUCUUGGGCGAAUUCACCAAUUUUGUACAUACAGUCUUAUCAUUGGAGUCCUAUACAGUACAGUUACAUACGUCUGAGCACAAGAUAUAAUGUGGGAUUGGAUGUGAUGUAGUACUUAUUGUCGCAAAAAAGCCUUAUUGUUAUCGUUCACUUUGUCAUAUUUAUUUCAUAUGGGUUUUUUUUUUUUUUAAAGAUAUUUAUUAUUCUAUUUUGUUAUUUUUUAUGUUUGUUUUUAUUUCUAGCAAUUAUAACCAAUAAGAUGUUGUUUACUUGUUUCUUUUGGCGAGCCAAUGUUAAAGUAUGAUAUUGUCACUGUUUGUUUUUUUUAUUUUUACUGGUCAGUUUUGGUGCUUUUUUAUUUGCUUUAUUAUCAUAAAGUAUGCCCUCUGUGUAGGGUGCUAUUUGAUACUGAUUACUGAUGUCCGACUAGUUAGCUAGAGAUGUACAUUAGAGGCAGAACUAGUUUAAGUUUACAGUGAUGCCCUUUCGAAGCCCUCCUCGACCCAACCUACAUAGCAACAGCAGCGGUGGGAUCACAGCAGCGGAAGUGUGUUUUCCACCCCACCGCCGCCGGUGUAAGGGCAUCAGAGAAGUUAGAUAUAUAGAGCAGACUCAUCAGCGAGAACCUCCUGACGAGCUGCUGAUGUUUAGUUUGCUUGAAAGCACAUGGUAGCAAGUGUAUUUUUGACAGAGAAAAAGGUAAGAAUGGCCUAGCUACACACUUUACACACCCUCAAAGGUUAUUGUUUGAAUCUGAAAUUAUUCUCAUAUGAACUCUAUGUGUGGUCCUGAAGUCUUGACAAUGUUUGACAUAUAUGAAAUAUGUUAUUCCUUCGAUUUCUAAUGAUUAUUGUGUCAAGAGAAAUAUAAAAAGGCACACGCGAAACAUAAUAUGAAAUGUGUUGAGGGCCAGCUCUGAUGAUGCCAUCCCCCUCACUUAUGUACCUGUUCUUUCCUUUCAAACCAUAGAUGUAGAUAUUGUAUCUUGACUUUGUAUUAAAAGCAGGAUGAUUGGAUAUACAGCACAACGA
This is a messenger RNA of Stegastes partitus (bicolor damselfish), 9051 nucleotides long. It is a transcript of the gene ptprsb, whose product is annotated as protein tyrosine phosphatase receptor type Sb. The record is from RefSeq and is a predicted model, not a curated record. NCBI's taxonomy places the organism in Eukaryota, Metazoa, Chordata, Actinopteri, Pomacentridae. The transcript has 36 exons. Bases 409 to 6300 code for a protein of 1963 amino acids. Gene Ontology annotation, biological process: protein dephosphorylation. Gene Ontology annotation, molecular function: protein binding; protein tyrosine phosphatase activity.